AUGAUCAUCUCAAGAUUUAGCCUUUAUCUCAUUAUUAUAACCACAGUAAUUGGGCUUUUAUCCUCUACAUCAAAAUCAAUUCGUUUCGAGCUAGAAUCAGGACACACGAAAUGCAUAGCAGAAGACAUCAAAAGCAAUUCUAUGACUGUUGGAAAGUAUAGUAUUGUUAACCCCCAUGAUGGCCAGCCUUUGCCCGAGUCACAUAAACUCACUGUCAGGGUGACAUCGAGUUACGGGAAUAGUUAUCAUUAUUCAGAGCGUGUGGAAUCAGGGCAGUUUGCUUUCACGGCGGCGGAGGCAGGGGAUUAUAUGGCGUGUUUUUGGGCGGCGGAUCAUAAGCCAACAGUGACUUUGACUAUUGAUUUUGAUUGGAAGUCUGGCGUGGCUGCUAAGGAUUGGACCAAUGUUGCCAAGAAAGGCUCCAUUGAUGUUAUGGAAUUGGAGCUGAAGAAAAUGUAUGACACAGUUAUUUCCAUUCAAGAGGAAAUGAAUUAUCUUCGUCAAAGAGAAGAAGAAAUGCAAGAUCUGAACAUAUCUACUAAUGUAAAAAUGGCCUGGAUGAGUUUUCUUUCGAUUGCUGUAUGUUUAUCUGUGGCAGGCUUGCAAGUGUGGCAUUUGAAGGCUUUUUUCCAGAAAAAGAAGCUCAUUUAG
Molecule: messenger RNA, 651 nt
Organism: Dovyalis caffra
Lineage: Eukaryota; Viridiplantae; Streptophyta; Magnoliopsida; Malpighiales; Salicaceae
Source: the annotation of a GenBank genome assembly